AUUUUUAACAUUCGUCAUAGGCUAUGUUAAUACAAAACACACACACUGGCUAAUUACUGUCUGAAAUGUAAAUUACUCGACAUCAAUUACUUGUUUAUAGACUUAAGUACGACAACACUCGUGCUCAUGUGCUGCUGCUUAAUUAAACAUCCAUUCUUCUUCCGCGCAAAAUUACGCACGAGAGACGCCACCGCCUCUGCUCCGGUGUGCACAGCGUUGCUCUCAUCCCAGUGGCCCCCAGGAGCCCGAUACGAUCUGUGAUGAAAUCAGUGAAACACAACCAGCUGUUCAUAUGUCAUCUCGAAUUUAGCCGACAUCUGACAUGUAUGCUCAUGUAUCAUCUCUCACUCAGGCACAUCUGGUCACUUCGCAGCGCAUCCGAGCAGCGGGGUGAAGGACAGCCGCUGCGCUCCCUCCGCCCUCAAUCACCCUCCGCUAUUGGCCAGCGCGCACCGGCUUCGUUAUUCCAGUCUCACGGAUGCGCGAGACGCUCGCUCAGCGCGCGGAUGAGAGAGAUUCACGCAGAACUUCGGGUUUAUCGCUACGGGAGGGACCUGUUACUGAAGCCGCGGGAACGCACGGCACAUGCAUGAGAGCGGCACAUGCGAGCGGCUCCCCGGUUUAGUUGGGGACGCAGGAGACGAGCGCAGUGAUGAUGGGACGCUUUUUGAAGAAGGGACGAUACUCCUGCUUUGGCUUCCUCGCGGUCCUGGUUCUCCUGCUGCCCUAUGCGAUGGCUAGAGGGUCACGUGAUGGUCUCUCAGCGAUGUCUGGAACGCUGCCUCACUUCCUGCAGGAGCCCGAUGAUGCAUACAUUGUCAAAAGCAACCCCAUCAAGUUACGCUGCCGAGCACGGCCCGCUCUCCAGAUCUUCUUUAAAUGCAACGGAGAGUGGGUCCAUCAGAACCAACACACUUCCUUGGAGCACACUGAACUAGGAACCGGGCUGAAGAUCCGUGAAGUGAUGAUAAAUGUGUCCAGACAGCAAGUGGAGGACUUCCACGGACCGGAGGACUACUGGUGUCUGUGUGUGGCCUGGAGUCAUCUGGGCACCUCCAAGAGUCGCAAAGCCACAGUCCGCAUUGCAUACCUAAGGAAGAACUUUGAACAGGAGCCGCAGGGGAUGGAGGUGCCAAUCAAUGGCAUGAUCGUGCUCCACUGCCGCCCACCAGAGGGAGUGCCUGCAGCUGAGGUUGAGUGGUUGAAGAAUGAAGAGCUGGUGAGUUCUCUCGAAGACAUCAAUAUCGACACUCGAGCCGACCAUAACUUGAUCAUCAAUGAAGCAAGGCUGUCUGACUCUGGAAACUACACCUGCCUGGCCAGCAACAUCGUUGCAAGAAGACGAAGCGCCACAGCAACAGUCAUUGUGUUUGUGAAUGGAGGCUGGUCAUCCUGGACCGACUGGUCAGAGUGUAAUGUCCGCUGUGGGAGAGGAAUUCAGAAGCGGACACGGACCUGCACUAACCCCGCUCCACUUAAUGGAGGUGCUUUCUGUGAAGGAAUGUCUGUUCAGAAGAGCACCUGCACCUCUCCUUGCCCAGUGGACGGUGGCUGGGCCGAGUGGACUAUGUGGUCUGUGUGUAGUUCUGAAUGUGAGAGACAGCGCACUAGAGAGUGUACAGACCCAGAGCCAAAACAUGGAGGCAGACUGUGUGAUGGAGCCGCCCUGGACACAGACAACUGCACCGGAGACCUCUGUAUUCAAGACAGGAAGCUGCUCCAUGAUGUGAAGGUUCCACAAGCUGAUAUGGAGAGCAGUAAUGAUGUAGCGCUGUACUCUGGUCUGGCUGCGGGUGUAGUUACCGUGGUCGUGCUGGUCAUCGCUGUAACGCUGUAUCGCCGGAACCAGAGCGAGUAUGGCGUAGAUGUCAUCGACUCGUCUGCGCUGACCGGAGGAUUUCAGUCCUUCAGCUUCAAAAGUGCCAGGCAAGGUAACCCUCUGUUAAUGAACUCCUCCAUGCAGCCAGACCUGACCGUGUCACGGACCUACACCGGCCCCAUCUGUUUCCCUGACUCCAUGGAGAAGGAGCUCAUCCCUGAACCUGCACUCUUCGACCCCCUUCCUGACCUCAAAGUCAAAGUUCACAGUUCCUUUAUGGUCUCACUGGGUGUGUCUGAGAGGGCAGAGUAUCAUGCGAAAGCGCCUUCCCAAACGUUUCCUCGCGGUGUGGUUCAAGAGAUCGGAGGUGGUGGAGGCACGCUAGGUGGGAGAGGAAAGAGCCAGCUGGCUCCCGUCCAACCAGCGCUGGUCUCCAGUAUGAUGACUGGCAAGCGACCGCUGAGGACCAGUGGGGUGUUCGGGCACGGCGGAGGACGACUGGUGGUGCCCAACGCAGGUGUGAGUUUGCUGGUGCCUCACGGAGCGAUUGAAGAGGACACAACCUGGGAACUGUACAUGAGCAUUACCCAGCAGGACUCCAGUGCUUUGUCUGAUGAAGGUCAGGAGAUACUUUUGAGUCCAGAAGUAACGUAUGGCCCUCCUGGCUUGACCCUUUCCUGCCCUGUUGCCUUGACAAUAGCCCACUGUGCAGAUGUGAGUUCAGAGGACUGGAAUAUCAAGCUUAAGAGACAAACCCAGGACAACAGCUGGGAGGAGGUCCUGACUGUGGAAGAGGAGAGCACCACUUGUUACUGCCUGUUGGACACUCAGUGCUGCCACCUGUUGGUGGAGAGGCCAGGGUGUUACGCUUUAGUGGGAGAGGCCCUCACACAGGCGGCAGGGAAGAGACUCCGACUUGCUGCGUUUGGAAACAUGGAGCCCAACUUCCUCAACUACAGUAUUCGAGUGUACUGCGUCGAUGAUACUCCCCAUGCCUUUCAGGAGGUGGUAUCCGUGGAACGGGGUCGAGGAGGGCGCCUCCUGGAGGAACCCAAGACCCUGCUCUUCAGAGCGAACUCUUUUAGCCUGCAGGUCUCCAUCCAGGACAUCCCCCAGUUCCUGUGGAGCAUCAAACCUUUCACCACCUGCCAGGAAUUCUCCUUCUCUCAGGUGUGGUGCAGUAGCCAGUCUCCUCUGCAGUGUGCCUUUUCUCUGGAGCGCUACAGUCCAGCAGCCAAUCAGCUCUCCUGUAAGAUCAGUGUUCGGCAGGUCAAAGGUCAUGAGCAGAUCCUACAGGUCUACACCACCAUUGCUGAGAGUGAAAAAGACACAGUGCCAUUCUUCACACAAUCAGACUGUACCAUCACCUCCCAAACGGGGUCCAGGGCUUUCAAAAUCCCCCUGUCCAUUCGCCAGCGAAUCUGCGCCACCUUCGACACGGCGAAUGCCAAGGGCAAAGACUGGCAGCUCUUAGCGCAGAAAUUGCAUAUAGACAGAAACCUGGGUUACUUUGCGUGCCAGACAAGCCCAUCCGCUGUCAUUCUGAGUUUAUGGGAAGCUCAGCAUCAGGAAAGAGGCGACCUGGACUCUUUGGCUAGCGCUCUUGAGGAAAUCGGCAAAGUUCAGUCCAAACACUCCACCAGCGCAGACACUCUGGACCGCAUCAGCAAAACCAUCCCCUCCGGCGACUCCACCAUGAACCGCAGCAGCGAGGAGCUCGACGCAAACCACACCUAAGAGCGGUUUCAUCCGAAAUGAAGACUAAAACACUGUCCUUAUCGGAGAUAAGAGGGUACGACGAAGGGAGAGAGGAGGUGGCACUUUAAAAGGGUUUGCAAAGAGUUGCUCCUCCUUCUCCUUGACUGAAAAAACAGGGUGAUAAAGAUGGGUUGUGACCAAAUAAGACAAGCUUCAGUGAUUCACAGAAAACUCACACACGCACACAGUAUUCCUAUCAAAUACCCUUAAACGCAUCAGAACGAACUGACUUACACACUAAGCCUGUCUGAUGAAAAUUUGCAGCUAAAGAUUGUGGGUAUGCUUUCGCGAUCAUUUGUUUCCGUAAAAGGCAAACUGAGAAUUUCAACAGCCUAAAUGUUGACUUGCGAUCACAGACCGGGCUGCCUCGAUGCUUCAGAGUGUUGAAGAAUGUGUCGUCGUUUUUGUGGGACACUUUUAUUUUGCGUCUUUCUGUUCGAAAACCACAACGGUUGUUUGCAUUUCUGAGUAACUGUCUGAUUGCAAAUAGAUUUUAAAAAAAGAAAAAAACAUCUGUACUAUUGAAUACUAUUAAAGCCUGUUGGAUAGCAACCAGUGUAAACUGAAAGAUGUACUCAAAGAUAACCAAAACAAAACAUUGUUAUACGUUUACUUUUGCAGCCUAUCGAAAUAUAUAAUUAUUAUUGUUGUUAUUUUUUUUUGUCUGAAGGAGGGUAUAUAAAAGAAAGCAGAAAACGA
Molecule: messenger RNA, 4276 nt
Organism: Puntigrus tetrazona (Sumatra barb)
Lineage: Eukaryota; Metazoa; Chordata; Actinopteri; Cypriniformes; Cyprinidae
Gene: unc5da
Product: unc-5 netrin receptor Da
Exons: 17
Coding region: 653-3556 (967 amino acids)
Biological process (GO): netrin-activated signaling pathway
Cellular component (GO): membrane
Molecular function (GO): protein binding; netrin receptor activity
Source: RefSeq, a predicted model, not a curated record